Molecule: messenger RNA, 195 nt
Organism: Cooperia oncophora
Lineage: Eukaryota; Metazoa; Nematoda; Chromadorea; Rhabditida; Trichostrongylidae
Source: the annotation of a GenBank genome assembly
AUGCUUGCACUGCCCGACUUCGCAGCUGGUGCAAUGGAAAAUUGGGGACUGGUAACCUACAGAGAACAGGCACUGCUGUAUAAUGAUGAACUUUAUUCUUUGCCGAAUCGAUUUUCAGUUCUGAGAACUGUAGCACAUGAGCUGGCUCAUCAGGUUUGCAUAAAGUAUAACCCUGAACCUCAAAUAGGAUUGUGA